Molecule: messenger RNA, 1311 nt
Organism: Yamadazyma tenuis ATCC 10573
Lineage: Eukaryota; Fungi; Ascomycota; Pichiomycetes; Serinales; Debaryomycetaceae
Source: RefSeq, a predicted model, not a curated record
GCAUCCACAUCUGCUGUUUUUUUCUAAACAAACUUAACUCUUCUCCAUGACAAAAGACGAUACCACCCAAUACGGCUUCGGAACCAACGCCAUUCACGCCGGUGCUCCCAUCGACCCCCACACGGGGGCCGUAAUCGAGGCCAUCUCGCUCUCUACUACUUUUGGCCAGUCGCAGCCAUCCAAACCCAUAGGUGUCUACGAAUACUCCCGGUCGGCCAACCCCAACCGUGACAACUUCGAACAGGCGGUAGCUGCUUUGGAAGGCGCCCAGUACGCUCUCGCCAUCAGUUCGGGCUCCGCCACCACCGCCCUUCUUGUCCAGUCCUUACCAGUUGACUCGCACAUUAUUUCUGGCGGCGACGUCUACGGAGGCACCCACCGGUACUUCACCAAGGUGGCCUCGACCCACGGGGUCACCGCCUCGUUUGUGCCCGACCUCGUCGACGACCUCGAGGCAGCGUUACGCCCCAACACUCGGAUGGUGUGGUUGGAAACUCCUUCCAACCCAACUUUGAAGGUCACCGACAUCGCCGCCGUCAAGCAGGUGUUGCAGCGCCACCAGGAUGCCACCGGCUCCCGCGUGGUGUUGGUGGUAGACAAUACGUUUUUGUCUCCCUAUAUCUCCAACCCAUUGGCCCAUGGAGCCGACGUGGUGAUCCACUCCGUCACCAAAUAUAUUAACGGCCACUCAGACGUGGUCAUGGGCGUGUUGGCCACCAACGAUGACUCCUUAGCCGAAACCUACCGGUUCUUGCAGAAUGCAAUCGGGUCGGUGCCUUCUGCGUUUGACUCCUGGUUGGCCCAUAGAGGCUUGAAGACCUUGCACUUGCGGGUCCGCCAUGCCGCCACCUCGGCCUUGUCCAUCGCCCAGCACCUCGAGGCUCAUCCCAAGGUUAAGGCCGUCAACUACCCAGGUUUGAAAACCCAUGCCAAUCAUGGCGUGGUGUUGAAACAACACCGCGAUGGCUUGGGAGGAGGUAUGAUUUCCUUCAGAAUCCACGGCGGUGCCGACGCUGCGUCUGUGUUCACCUCGUCGACAAAGUUGUUCACGUUGGCCGAGUCGUUGGGAGGAAUCGAAUCUUUGAUCGAGGUGCCUGCCAUCAUGACUCAUGGUGGUAUUCCUCGGGAAGAGCGCGAGGCCAAUGGGGUAUUUGAUGACUUGGUCCGGGUGUCGGUGGGUAUUGAGGAUACCGUCGACUUGUUGAGGGACAUUGACCAGGCUUUAGACAAGGUCCAGUGAUAUAUAAUAGGUAGAUAAUUCUAGAAACCCUUUGGCUGCAAAGUCGCACUCGACGGGAAAUCUGUCCAUUU